UUAUGAUGUGGAGUUCGCUAGGAUGUGUUUUGGUAGAUGAGGGGAUAAGGGAAAGUUGAAUUUUGGUUUUAGGUUAAAGAAGGGGUUUGCGAGGUUUGUUUUGUUAAAGUGGAAAUGACUUGUAGAGCGAAGGUAGCUAUGAAAAGAGAUAAAAAUGAUUCUAAAGAGCAGAUAGAGAAGAAUCCAAUGAAUAUCAAAGUUCCAACCAAUGAAUAUGAUGAUGAAAAUCAGAAUACCCUCAAAAGUCUCCGAAAUCCUUACUCAAAAUAACUAUGCUUCUCUUGAGAUCACUCCUCCUAAUGAUUAUAACAUGAUAGUUUCUUUAUAAAAAGGAAUAAUCUACCUGUCAGACUGCCUCAAACAAAGAUCGAUAUUUUUGACUCUGACAUAAGUGAUGAUGAAGAAUACUCACCAAUGAUUCCUGUAAGAGUACCACAAGCCGAACAUAUAUCCUCAAUUAGAAGAAUCCCCUCUCUUGAGCCAAAGAUGGGUGAUCAAAGGAAUAAAUUAUCUUUUCCAUCUUUGAAAAGAACCUCUGAGAAAACACCAGAGAAAAGCUAUAGUUAUAUGAGAUUCAAGCGAGAUCUUACUAGCAAGCGGAGAAGGAUUCGUGACCAGAGCACUGACCUAAACAUGACGCCUCAGAAGCCCAUCUCAAUCAACGUUCAACUUGCUGGCACCAGCCAGAUUUCUGACUUGGAGAAUCGCAAAAAGAACAGAGAGGUGAUUUUCCAUUCUCCUCAUAAGAGUGUGGCUAAUCGCCAACACAUCAGGAAGCCUCUGGAGUACUUCAACCUCAGGAUAAUUAAUAAGUCAGUCUGAACUCAGUCAGACCUGCUCCGUAGGAGGCAGGUCUCAGCUGAGAGGUUCAAGCUUAAGAAGUAUUAUGUGAAGAAGAACAACCAGCGGAAGCUAGAGAUCAUCGAGAAUUCCCCUAAGUUAAAGAAACUAGAGAUAAAUUUUAAAAAUCUUAGCGAAGUUAAGAAGUUUGAAGAUAUUUCUCAGAAAAUUAACCUUUCCAGUUUCAAAUUCAAACAACAGAUUGAUAAAAGAAAGUUGAUAUUUGAUAAAGAUGAGCUAUUCAAUCCUAAGUAUCACAGAAAGCCGGCUCCCAAAAAUAGUCAGAUGAAUAUUAAGGAGAAUACCAUGAAAUCACCAACAAGGAGAUCAAAGCAGAUGAUCAAGAAUAUAAACUUACUUUUAAAGGAUCAUAGUCAGAACACCUUGAGCAAGAUUAUAAAAAAGCAUCCUUCAAGCUUAAUAGCCAGGAAUAGGCUGAAAGCCAGGUCAAAGUCCUCUCUUAACAGUUUGAAUUUGUACUAGAAAUAACAGUUUCAAUCUCUG
Moneuplotes crassus is the source of this 1344-nucleotide messenger RNA. NCBI's taxonomy places the organism in Eukaryota, Ciliophora, Spirotrichea, Euplotida, Euplotidae. The record is from the annotation of a GenBank genome assembly.